Molecule: messenger RNA, 6301 nt
Organism: Boleophthalmus pectinirostris (great blue-spotted mudskipper)
Lineage: Eukaryota; Metazoa; Chordata; Actinopteri; Gobiiformes; Gobiidae
Product: E3 ubiquitin-protein ligase RNF182
Exons: 1
Coding region: 302-1084 (260 amino acids)
Biological process (GO): protein ubiquitination
Molecular function (GO): ubiquitin protein ligase activity
Source: RefSeq, a predicted model, not a curated record
GAUGACACCGAACAACAUCAGUCCCUCUGAGCGCCACGCGGACGCCUCUCUCUCCCCCUGCACGUGUUUGGGUGAGCCACGCACCGCCAUUACAUCAUCUCUCCCCCAAGCACGAGCGCAUGGGCGAAGGGACGUUACAAAGCCGGAAUCCCAAUCGUUUUAGACACAAAGGAGCGAGGAUAAACAGCGGCGGGACGUGAUGCCGUGUGAAUGAGCUGAGCGCGGAGAGGAGGGGGCAGAGGAGAGACUGCACCGUCAUCAGCACCAGUCCUGCUCCUUUGUGUUUCCGCGGAGGAUGUGAAUGGCGAAACAUGACAUGGCAGAGGUAGAGCUGGCAUCAAACCCAGCGGAGCCCCCCGGCGGUGCGCCCUCGUCCUCCGCGUUCCCGUACGAGGAGUACGAGUGUAAAAUAUGUUACAAUUACUUCGACCUUGACCGGCGCGCGCCCAAGAUACUGGAGUGUCUGCACACUUUCUGCGAGGAGUGUCUGAACACGCUGCACCUGCGCGAGGAGCGGCCAUGGCGCAUCAGCUGCCCCGUGUGCCGCCACCGGACUCCCGUGCCCGACUACCGCAUCCAGAACCUGCCCAACAACACCAAGGUGACGGAGGACUUCCCUCUCUACAUCGACUCGGACCCCCUCCCUCAGGACGCUCUGCCCCCGUACCCCCCGCCUCUGCACCCGGCCCUCGUCGCCCUCCGCCGCGAGGAGGCAUCGGGCACGUCCAGCGUGAGCCACAGUCAGGCCACGCCGUCCACCACCGUGUCCACCGCCACCACGUUGUCCCAGGACUCCGUGCGCUACGACAGCUGUCAGAGCUGUAAGCGCGUGGCGCUCACCACAGGCUGCGUGUGCGUCAUCUUCUCCUUUCUGUCCAUGCUCGUGCUUCUCUUCAUGGGCCUGAUCUUCGUUCACAGCCACAGUAUCCCGCCCUCUCCGGCCGGACCCAUCUGCCUGUCUGUGGCCAGCAUCCUCGCCAUGUUCUCUGUGGUGGUCACGUGGCUCAUCUGCUGGCUUAAAUACAGACCGGACCACGACACAGGACGCACGUCUGCCACCAGUAACUCCAGGAGAAACGCCUGACUCUGUCUGUUAUUGUGGUGUGUGUAUAUAGACUUUGCUCCCUUUACUUUUGUAGGAACAUAACGUCCCGAAAUGGCCUUGUCUCAUAUAGCAAACACCGCGGGCCUUCAUGGAGCAAUAGGCCUGGUCCCGAGUCUCUCCGUGGCGCGUGAACUGUUAGGUCCAGUCGGUUGGUUUAUUUCCGGAGGCUCUUGGUUUGAUGACUGAAUGUGGAGCGCCUCUGCCCAGGUCGACCCUCCUCCCCCUCCCGCUGAUAAUAUGCACCUCCUCCGCUCUAUGCCACUGUAUGAUAUCACUCUGUCUUUACGGGCUCCUCUCUUGUACAGAUUUUGGGCUGGGCUGGUACUUGGUGUUUUGGAGUCAGACCCACAGAAAACAGGCUGUAAAUAAUUGAAUAAUGCGUUGGCUUUGGUCCAGACAGGGUCCAGAUAGUCCGGAUUCUCUAGGGCCGUGUUUCCCAGACAGAUAUGGAAAUGACUGAACGCUAGAUUUAAAAGCACUUUAUGUAUUUACAUGUAUUUAUAUUGCUUGGAGUAAGUUUGUCUGGAUUAGAAUGUAUGAGAAUACUGACCAAAAUGACUGUGAUCUGCACUCUUGAAUGUGCACUAUGUAACAUUUCUGGUGGAAGGUCUGCCACCUGCUUAUUUCCAUGGAGAUGUAACAGUUUUAUUUAGAAUGUUCCAGGGUAUGGCAUUACAUUUUUCUAUGUCUGUGGAGACAAUCAAUUGAUGGCACCAGGCUAACUUUAGGAAAUGUAUGGCAACUGUGGAACAUUCCAAGCAGUGCCAUAACAACUCUAAGGAGACAAGCAGGUGGUGGACUCUUCACCAGAAAAGUUACAUAGUGCGCCUUUAAUUGGGCAAGUCUUGCAUUCCGAUGUGACCUAAAGUGAUUGGAGAAACAACACAAGCUUGUGACUGCCCUGUGAAAGGAAUUUGUAAUUUUUUUAAGCAUAUUUAUUUAUAUUUUAUCAUAAUAUCGCUGUAGUAAACAAUGUGGGUGAAGUGUCUUGCCCAAGGACCCAUGGUAACCUAUACACGGUGGAUUGAAUAGAAUGGGAAUCAUACUGCCAACACUUCUAUUGCUAUAAUUAAACUAAGGCACAUUUUACAUUGCCUUUUCUAUUAGUAACAUUGGGAAACACUGCCUUAUGGAAAAUGGACUGUAUUGAUGUGAACUUUGAGACAGUACCAGGAACAGCGCAUUUCUCAUACUUGGGUCUAUGGGUGCAAUGCUUUUUAUUAUUUAUUUAUUUUUGCUGACGUUUUUGAAAUGUCUUUUUCUUUGCAUGAACGAUUUCUGAGGGUCAAAACCACACCAGUGGUUCUCAAACGAUCUCCUGUGUAGAUUAUUGUAGAUACAGGGUUUCUGAUAUAGAUUUGGGGUGCUUUCACACUUCCGCAAACACCAUAAAAACACAAUUUUGAUUAGAUCAGGACUAGAACAAGACCACUGAAGACUAUUUAAUCCUGUUUUAGACCUGGUUUAGUUCUUGAAUAGACUUGGGGUACAUUCACAAUAUUCAAAAUUGAACCCAACCUUGGACUAAACCCAGAAGUAAACUUGGGUUAGAUCAGGACUAAACUAGGACUAGAACAUGUCCAAACCAAAGUCUAAACCAGGACUAAGGACUGGGUGAUCUUGUUUAGUCUUGGUUUAGACCCAAUUUCGGAAUUGCUUUAGACCUCAUUUAGACCAGGUUUAUGUCCUGUUUUAAUCCACAGCACCUGUAAUUGAAAUAAUACAAGAGAAAUCAAUUUUAUAACAUAUUGUGGAACAUUAUUAGUCUGAUUCAUCAGUCGGUUUCACUUCGUAGAAACUGUCUGAUCUCGCAGCGCCAGAAUUUGUUCGCUUGACAGUAGGUGGGUACUUUUUCAAAUUUAACCAAUCGCUGUUAUUUGGUCGUGAUGUAUGUAAUGCGCCGCUAACGGGGUUAACUGGUAUAUUAAGCUUUUCCCAAAUCCCGUAGGAAGAAGGACAAUAAAGUCUUUCCCCUUGAUGAAAUUCACAGACCAUUCUCUUUGUUCCGGCUUUAAAUCCUCGAUCUCGCUGAUUGGCUGGUGCCCGAACUUGCACUUCCGGGGGUUUUGUGAACCAUCUACUGUAUUCUGAUUCCUGACCUAGUCUUUGGAUAGAAAUGAAACUGGGCGGAGGCACUAGGUGGCACCAGCCUGGCUAGAACAUUAUAGGCAAUGCAAUAACAUCUCUCCAAGUAGACAAACAACUGGCAUACUGUCCACUAGAAAAGUUACGUAGUGCACCUUUAAAGCCCAUUAUCUACAGUUGGUCUGUUUGAGAAUCACUGGCCUGACUUUCUAUCUGAAGUAAUUGAGAGAUAUUUUAAUCAUCUCUUGACUUGUGUGCCUCAUCUUACUGCUAUCUGAAGCAAACAUCACUGUAACCAUAGCGACAUGCACCGUGCACCAUGACAGCAUCAGUCUCCUGUUCUCACCAUCCACACUGCAAUUACAGGGUCCCCGUCUUUAUACACCCCCAAAAUGUUUUUACACUUCUUUUUAGCAUUUUCACUUGGCUUUGUAAAGGUGUUUGACCUAUAUUCAACACGAUUUCAAGCAUUUUCAUUUUUCUUAAAGUGCAUAUGACAGGCUUUCAUGUUUUUCUAAUUUAUUGGUUUGGUGAGGUUGUAUCUGUGGUAAAUAUUUAUCAGUUUUAUGUCAGUUAGUAGGAAAGGAAACAGCUAAGAGGAAAAGUACAAAACAGGAAGUAAGAGUACAAUACUCUUUCCUAUAGCCCAUGUAACUCUUUACACACAAGGAACGUAUUUUCUGACAGUUUAAACAUAGAUUUUAAAAAAUACAGGUGCUGUCAUUUAUUUUUAUUGGUCAAAUCAUAGUUAUUGUGCAAUUUCGACAAGUUUUGGCCCUAGUUAACAUGGUUGCUGGGUAACAAAUAACCUCUAUGUACUGUAUAUCAUAUUUGCUUCCCAUGUCCUACCAGAUAGUACAAUUAUGAACUUCACCAAAACCAGAAUAGAACUAGAUCUUUAAUAUUCAGUAUGUUAACUGUUUUAGUCAAAUUAAUAGUCUAACCUGUCAUAUGCACUUUAAAGGAACAUCACAUGGAAAUUGUAAAGGGGCUAUACUGUAUGUAGUCUUUUUAUAUUCCUUUUUGGUGGUAACACAUUUCAGUAGGUUGUGACAUAAGCCAAAGACUAUGCACACAACACUAUUAUUGUAAGCGCAGUGAUAUUAACAAAGCAGUUUUUUCAAAAGAUGUCACAUAUUACUCCAAAUUCAACUACCAUUUAUUUAAGUUUUUGUACUUGCAUACCAAAUUACAUGCCUCAAAACUGGCCAGGGAAACAGAGGUGUAUAGAAAACCCCCAUGAAGGCUUUUUAAAUAAGACAGUUUCUAUUUUCAUAUUUGUCAUGCCUUCUUCAGAUCUUCAGAUAUGAUUCGCCCACCUGGACCCUACUGUGCAUGUCCUGGUUGGUUGGAAAUUAGAUUCUUUAAUGUAAGAUAAAAGCCUUUGAGCUUCACCUUAAGGUCUAUCACAUGAAAUCAAAGUUAACUUUUGUUUGGCAAGGUAAAGCUAAUAUCUUCCUUAGUGUAGUAAUAGUAAUGAAUUUUGCACAAUGCUACAGUGGCUCUUAGGAUACAAUCAAUCUCACUUUUCAAAACUGAAUGUCAACGCACGUGUCCACUAACCUGUUUAAAAGAGCUGCAUGUAGCCUGUGCCCUUAAUAGUUUAAAAGAGGAACUACAACCACAACUGAACCUGGGUUGCCAGAGACUUAACCUGCAGAUAGAACACAUAUAUACAUGUUCUCAUUGUCAGUAUAUGAACUGGCCAUGCAUCAUAUGAAUUCACUCACUGAGCUGCAGAGGCUGCACUAGCACUGAUUUAUGAUUGACUGCAAGUUCUGGGAUUUAGGUAUUGACCAUUCAGAUCAGAGAGGGUCCUUUUAGGUCUAAACCAACUGGAUUUCAGCAUUGAAACUGGCAACCCAAAUAAGAGACGCUUUUUCAGAAUCGUCUUGAGAACCAAAACACCAAACAUAAAUAAUUGUUUUUGUAACUAAGAAUAAAUCAGCAUUACAAUUCUUCUCAGUAAAAGCUAUACUUGAUUUGAGCAUAUUUAACCUCGUAUCUGGGGACACAGAUGGGUCAAGUUUAUGACAUUUAAAAUGCAAAUUGUACAUCCAGUUCCUUUAAGCUUUGAGCACAUUUCAUUUGAAUGCCCCACUUGUUUUAUAUGGACGACCUGAUUUAUAGUGUAGUUGAAAAUGCAGAGUGAAAUGCUGUGCCAGCGUAGAAUUAACCAAUUCCAAAAGCCAAAGUCAUUGUGUCGCCGCAUCAUUGCACACUGCUGCUUUAUAGAGGGGAGGGGGGGGCACUGCAAAAACAAUCAAAUUAUGUCAGAGCUGCUUUUCAUGCUUUAAUCAAGCCUCUUUUACCCCUGUCCCAACUUUUGAUUCACUUUCACCGUCCUAUGUCCCAAAGUAAUGUGGGGCCUUGGACAUUACAUACUUUUUCACUGAAGAAUAGUUAGCGUAAUUAGGAUUUUUCAAAAAAAUCUUGCUCUGUUUUGUUUGGUAUUUUACUUCGUGGUGACAUGGGCAGCAGAUGUGACAUAGGUAGAGGUAAUUACAGUUCUGUUAACUAGCAACCAUAAUGUUAACAAUGGAGAUUUUAGAAUGUGAUGAUGUCAUAGUCCCAGAAAAAAACUGUUUUCCCUAUUGACUACAUCCUACUUUUUCAUGAAAUAUCCAAAAGAUAAAUUCACAAAUGUUGAACCUGAUCAUUUCUAUUACAGACCAGACCCAAGAACUCACUGUAUUACAACAAAAAUCAGCAUUCAUCUGUAAUCCAGUUAAACAGAAGUUAUGGUCAGACAAAAAUAAAUGACAACACCUUUUGUUUUGUUAAAGCAAUGUUUAAUCUGCAAACCGUCACUGCAUUUUGGACAUAAUUUUAAGAACUUGCUGCUACUUCCUGCAUUUUUCGUAUGUUGCUUCUGAUCUCCCCCCCACCCCCACCCCACAAACUGCCAUUGAACUGAUGAAAAACUGAUCAAUAUUGGCUACAGAUACUAUCCCACCAAACCAAGUCAUAAUUAGAAAAUAAUGUAAUGUCGCUGUCAUAGGCACUUUAAACUUCUAGUGUUUUGUAUGUAUUUAUUUGGGAAAACUCUAAUUGGAAUCUGUAGUUGUUGUUUUUAACUGCACAAUGAGAGAUUGGAGACACAUUUCUGAA